UUCAUCUCCAAAUUUUUCCCUUUCCCCAUUUUGCAAAUGCCGUCACCCUCUCAAACUGCUAUUUGCUGUCAAAUUUUUCCAAACCCUAGCAAAACUACUCAUGUUCGCUACCAAACAAAAUUCUGAUCCAGUAUAUACGUUGAUUUUGCCGACUUCCUGCUAGCCGUGGCCUAAUGAAUGACUUUCGCUCUUCAUCGUCGUCGUCUUCUUCCUCCUAUGACUCCGCCGUCGGACCACCGCAAGCGAAUGCCAUGGGGAGUCAGUCAUCUUCUCAAGGAAUCUCCCAAAUAGUGUCUCGUUGCUGGCGGGAUGUGUUCUGGUUGGUGAUAUUUAUAGCGCAUUUGGUUGUGGUAGGUUUUGCUCUCGGGGUUUUUGGGCUAAAUAGGUUUAAGCAAUUGGAUAGGCUAAAUAUUGAUAAAUACACAAUGGGAUUUCUCGAAAAUAAGGAUGGUUUAACUGAAGACUACUGGCCAUUGUAUGCCGUGGCUGGUGGAGUUGGUGCAGUUUUGGGGUGGACUUGGUUAUUCUUGCUCGGUUCACGUGCCACUCAAAUGAUGAAGUUCUCUGUGCACAUAUUGACUACAUAUCUUGCUGUCAUCAGUGUGCUGUGUUUCUGGAUCGAGCAGUUCUUCUGGGGUGUUGCAUUUGCUAUUGGUGCUGCAUUGCAGUUCCUGUAUGUCAUCUCUGUUAUUGACAGGCUCCCGUUUACCAUGCUGGUACUACAAAGAGCAGUACAAAUGGUCUGGGACCUUCCUGAGAUCACAAGAGUAGCUAGCCUUUUCAUGCUAGUAAUGCUUUUGUGGCUAGCCCUGUGGUCUUUUGGUGCAGCUGGGGUUGUUGCUUUAGGCAUUGGAGAUAGUGGUCUCUGGUGGCUUCUUGUGGUUCUGUCAGUGAGUUUGUUUUGGACUGGUGCAGUUCUCUGUAAUAUUGUCCACGUCGUUGUUUCGGGUAUGGUUUUUCUUGUUCUUAUCCAUGGUGGUCGAGAAGCAUCAUCAAUGCCUCCCAAACUAGUUAUGAGUUCGUUGCAACAUGCUGUCACUACUUCUUUUGGCAGUAUAUGCUACGGGUCACUUUUUACUGCUGCUAUUCGAACCCUACGGUGGGAGAUCAGAGGAUUGCGGUCAAAAAUUGGCAACAAUGAGUGUCUGCUCUGCUGUGUUGAUUUUUUGUUCCAUUUAGUAGAGUUUCUGGUUCGCUGGUUCAAUAAGUAUGCUUAUGUCCAGAUUGGUGUUUACGGGAAAAGCUUUAAUCACUCAGCGAAAGAUGCGUGGGAGUUAUUCCAGUCCACCGGUGUGGAGGCACUUAUAGCAUACGAUUGUUCAGGUGCUGUUUUGUUCAUGGGCACAGUGUUGGGUGGGCUGAUAUCAGGAACAUGUGCAGCAAUCUGGACCAGGAUCAAGCAUCCCGAGAGGGUGGUUAUGGUAGGCUCUACUGCUAUGUUGAUGGGUAUGAUCUUGGUUGGACUGGCCAUGGUGGUCGUGGAAAGUGCAGUUACAUCGAUUUAUAUCUGUUAUGCAGAAGAUCCAUCGUUGAUAAGCAGGUGGGAUGCAGCAUUCUUCGCCCAGAUAUCGGAAAAACUACAUCAACGCCUGCAGCACAGAAGUGCUCGUGCCAGACAAGUAUUAGAAAAUAGAAUAGACCAAAUACAGGAAGAAGCAGGACUUGCUUGACUUGAUUUUAUAUGAAAUUAUACAAUGUAUAUCUAAAUAUGGCUUCAUGUAACUGAUCACCGAACUUGUAUAAAAUGUUGUCACAUUAUUUC
Messenger RNA from Salvia hispanica, 1762 nucleotides. Its product is annotated as Plasma-membrane choline transporter family protein. Gene Ontology annotation, cellular component: membrane. NCBI's taxonomy places the organism in Eukaryota, Viridiplantae, Streptophyta, Magnoliopsida, Lamiales, Lamiaceae. The record is from RefSeq and is a predicted model, not a curated record. Gene Ontology annotation, molecular function: transmembrane transporter activity. Gene Ontology annotation, biological process: transmembrane transport.